CGGUGCGGCGUUUCGUUCGCCGUCAGUCCGCGGCGAACCACCGACUCGAGAUCACGCCACUUCGUUCCAGUGAACUCGAAUUGUGGCGUGUAACCUCACUAAAAGCCGGUCGUGCUCUCCAGGAGAAGUGACAGUGCGAGUGCUGGAUUAAGUGUCCCAAAACGGACUCAUUCUUUUUUAAAAUAAAUAUUUCGAACUUCGAAGACGACUCGAUCGAUUAAAAAAUAUAUAUUUUAGACUGCACUAUAUCCUCGAAGUGCAAGCCCUGGGAUGUGCCUUAUCCUGACGUCUCUUAGUUAAGGGGCUGAGUCUGGUUCAAAAUGACGUGGAUCCACAUCUCGGCGUGCGUCCUGGCGGUGACGGUGUUGGUGGCACCGUCGUUGGCUGCUGUCUGCCCCGACGGCUGCGUGUGCAGCACCACUCGCGACGGUCUCCACCGCGCCACCUGCAGCAACCUCGCCGAGCUGUAUAAGUUCACUCUCCGCCAAAAACAUCACAACAUCAACAUACUGGACCUGUCGCACAAUAACAUCACCAAACUUUUCCAUGAGCUCGACCGGCUGACCGAAAUUGUCACGCUUGAUCUCUCCACGAACGGCAUCACAGACCUCAAUAAAUUUCUUUACAACGCAAAGAAAUUGGUUCAUCUCAACCUGGCCAACAAUAGAAUAACAGAACUGUCUUUGACACAUUUGCCGGCAAGUGUUAGUUCUUUAGAUUUAACUAACAAUCUGUUAAGAAAUGUGCCUUCUGACCUUGACCACUUAAUAAGCUUAGAGCAUUUAGAGCUUGAAGGCAACCCCCUGGACUGUUCUUGCGAAAAUAUAAGAAUAAGGGAUCGUUUGCUUCUAAGUAAUGUAUUUAUAGAUAAAGCAAUAUGUGCUACGCCUACUAAAAUCAAGGGCCGAUCUUGGCUGGAGUUGAAAACGAAAGAUAUUUGCAAAGUUCCGAAAGCCGAAAUUGAUCCCUUAGAUAUGAUGAUGGGAGACCAGCCUAUAGACGCUGAACGGGUUGGUGAAGAAACCACUGCCUUAAAAUCUAUGUCGUUGGUAUCAAAUAACGUUUUAGAAGAUGGAAAUGUUAUUCAAAAUAAAAACCCAGCUGAAGAUGAUGAUAGUUUACAGUUUUUAAAAGUAAGUAAAUCAAUAACAGUGAGUGAUAUUGAAGGGUCUGGGGAUGCUGAAAGUACAACGGAUGCAGGUAUAAUAGAACCUAUACAAGAACGAAAACUUCAUGCAGAUCUACUAGCUACUGAAGAAAUUUUACCGGCAGAUAAUGUACAUACCACAGAUGAUCCAAUUGAAGGUUCUGGUGAAGGUUCGGGCAUUGGUGUGCUUGACUUUGGACAUGAAGAAAAUACCGAAGAGACCACAACACCGCUAGUGCCAGAAUUAGAUCCUGGUCCAGUACGAAAAUACUUUGAAGAUGAAAGCAAUGGUAGUAGUACAGAAUUCCCACCAGUUGAAGUACCGAGUAUUUAUCAAGGGGGUCGAGACUGGCACAAACACACAGAAGCUCCAGUCACAGAAAGAGUCGCUACACCUCUCGUAACCCAAGAUACAACAGUAUCACAAAAGCUUGAAACACCGCUUACCAAAACUAGUGCAACUACUGACGAUGAUAAACCUACACCACACAAAACUGGAACAUAUGUUUGUAUUGCAAUAAUUGUUGUUCUUUUAGUAGGAUUGAUAGGUUUUGCCAUAAUUAAGGGACAAAUGAGGAAGAGGAGAGACCGUAGGCUUCUCAGACAACAAAAGAGGGAUGUAGAAAAAGCAUCGAAGGAAAUGGUUGAUAUGAAUAAAUCAUUACUUGGUAAACCUGCCAUUGUUGACACUCCGAUAGAAAAGAAAGUGAAUGGAAAAUAUGAAUUAGUACCAACACAUGAGAGCACUCAAAAGAAAAGUGAAAACGGAGAUAUUGGAAACGGUAUUAGGCAUUCUGACACUAACGGAUUAAGAACUGACAGUCCAAGAGAUUCAAAUCAAAAUAAGAGCAGUUCUAAGGAUAAUAAUUUGGCAGAUACAACUACUCCUGUUCAAGACACGUCGUUUGACUCUGCUCCUUCACCCGAUUCCCGAAAAGACAUCCAUUCUUUGUCAAGUGAAGAUAUAUUUGUGCCUAUAAAUGAUGAAGAUACACCUAGGUUGAACGGAAAUGCCGAUUCUGAUAUAUCUCAGCCUUUAAUAAAUGGGGACCAAAACACAGACUCUGACUUCUUAUCGCCCUCGCGUGAAUACGUUCCAGUAUAUUCGCCCGACAUGGGCAGAGUUCGAAUUAAGAUGACGGAAACUCCGAAACCGAAAACGCCUGUGCUAGUUACCAGGAGUAGGUCUAACGCUGGGGAUAUCAUCAUCACUCCGUCACUCGACGGAAACGCGCGCAAAUCGACCACUUGAAAUAUACUUUUAGCUGGAAGGACUAAAGCACUUUGUGUAAAUCAGUGUCAAUUAGCAAACAUUUUCACUAUUGGCAAAAUUCUGUGAUUAGGUAAAAGUGUGCAUUUGGAACUCUUGCGGACGUAGGACUGAGAAUGUUAUUGCACGGUACGACUGUUUCAAGUCUGGAAAACAUUGCUGCCAAAGUGUGUUUGUAGUCGACAGUGCCUUUAUUUUUAAAUUAGUGGUAUAUUUAUAUUUAUGAGAGUAUAUUUGCGCAAUAAUUAAGAACAUAUUUUUAUACGUGUAAAAUGUUGCCAUGUUCAUGAUAGUUAAUAAAAAUAUUUAGUAAUUCGCCUCAUAGUAAUCUACGUAACUAUGUAAUGUACAGUUGUCAACUAAUUGUACAUUAUUUUCAAUUUCUGUUCAAAUGAGUACAUCUUGUAAGCGGUAGAUUUCCAUGGUUGUGUACUUACUUUAUUCUGAACAAUUUUACACCCGAUGUAUGACAAUUUUGAACAACGAAGGUCCCAAUGGCUAUGUUUUGUUAUCUCAUCCUUCCUAUAGAGAGAUUCAUUCUUUCAUGGUCUGGCUAAGCAUAAGUUCCUUUUAAGUAAUUUUAUUGAGGUUAGUAAUUAAGAUUGUGAUACCAUUAUUGUAAGUUAUUAUUGCUAUUUGGUUACGUAUGUACAGGCACUUAUUUCUAAUUUUGAAUACAGUUUCGUUCUGUACCUACUGUAUAUUUUUUAGAUCUAUUAUUUGAAAUUAUUUUAUUAUCUAAUUAAGAACAAUUGCUUUUGUAUCUGUAGCAUUUUGCUUUGACUGUUUUAUUUUCAUUGGCUGAAUAACUUUAAAACAAUAUCCUAUCAAUCAGAAUCUUAAAGAAUAAGAGAAGGAACAAAAUAGAGAACAAUAAAUUACGAAUAGUUAAAUAAGUGGAAUAAUAAA
This is a messenger RNA of Pectinophora gossypiella (pink bollworm), 3326 nucleotides long. It is a transcript of the gene wdp, whose product is annotated as protein windpipe. Bases 321 to 2399 code for a protein of 692 amino acids. The transcript is spliced from 3 exons. The record is from RefSeq and is a predicted model, not a curated record. NCBI's taxonomy places the organism in Eukaryota, Metazoa, Arthropoda, Insecta, Lepidoptera, Gelechiidae. Gene Ontology annotation, molecular function: protein binding.